Messenger RNA from Klebsormidium nitens, 372 nucleotides. Lineage: Eukaryota; Viridiplantae; Streptophyta; Klebsormidiophyceae; Klebsormidiales; Klebsormidiaceae. The record is from the annotation of a GenBank genome assembly.
AUGGCGAACGCUGCCUUGGGAGGCGUCCUGGAAAGCCUUGUUGAGAAGGGAUUCGAAGUUGGAAUCUGCGUGGCGCCCUUGCUGAUCAACGGGGCAGUCGCGCUCUACUCCACAUACACGUGCGGGGGCGGUAAAGACGCCAUGAAGUUCCAGUGGCCAAUCAAGGGCUGGGCGCACGGCGCCCGGGAGUGCUUAGCUGGUCCUUGUCCAAGCGACAAGGACGCCUUCUCAUCCGGACCCUAUGACGUCACGAAGUCGUUCGACGUUCCGCAGCCGUUCCGCACCCCUUCGCAGCCGUUCCGCACCCCUUCGCACCCAUUCCGCAGCCACUCCACUGCUAUCUCGUCUCAGCCGACUUCGAUGGCACUAUGA